AUGGAACCAAGGAACAAUGUGACUUUCUUUGUCUUCACGGGACUCACACAGAACCCAGAGGAACAGAAAGUGCUUUUUGUGAUGUUCCUACUCUUCUACAUUUUCACCAUGGUAGGCAACCUGCUCAUUGUUGUGACUGUUACUGUCAGUAAGACCUUGAACUCACCGAUGUAUUUCUUUCUUGCUUGUUUAUCCUUUAUGGAUGUCAUUUAUUCCUCAUCCAUAUCCCCCAAAUUGAUUUCGGACUUGUUCUUUGGAGAAAAUAUCAUAUCUUUUCAAUCCUGUAUGACUCAGCUUUUUAUAGAGCACUUUUUUGGUGGGUCAGAGAUCUUUCUUCUGGUGGUGAUGGCCUAUGACCGCUAUGUGGCCAUCUGUAAACCCUUGCAUUAUUUGGUUAUCAUGAAGCAACGAGUGUGUGUUGCUUUGCUGGUGGUAUCCAUGGUUGGAGGAUUUUUGCACUCAGUCAUUCAGCUUAGCACUAUUUAUGGGCUCCCAUUCUGUGGCCCCAAUGUCAUUGAUCACUUUUUCUGUGACAUGUAUCCCUUAUUGGAACUUGUCUGUAUGGAUACCUAUGUCAUUGGCCUCUUAGUUGUGGCCAAUGGAGGACUGAUUUGUAUAAUCGUAUUUCUGGUUUUAGUCAUCUCAUAUGGUGUUAUCUUGUACUCUCUAAAGAACCUUAGUCAGGAAGGGAAGCGAAAAGCUCUUUCGACCUGUGGUUCCCACAUCACUGUAGUUGUCUUCUUUUUUGUUCCCUGCAGUUUUAUGUAUGCAAGACCUGCUAAGACUUUUCCCAUUGACAAAUCAUUAAGUGUAUUUUAUACAGUCAUAACCCCGAUGCUGAAUCCCUUAAUCUAUACACUGAGAAAUUCAGAGAUGAAAAAUACUAUGAAGAAGGUAUGGAGAAGAAAAAUAUCAAGAAGUGAUUAG
Molecule: messenger RNA, 927 nt
Organism: Tupaia belangeri chinensis (Chinese tree shrew)
Lineage: Eukaryota; Metazoa; Chordata; Mammalia; Scandentia; Tupaiidae
Product: olfactory receptor 4A47
Exons: 1
Coding region: 1-927 (308 amino acids)
Biological process (GO): G protein-coupled receptor signaling pathway
Cellular component (GO): membrane
Molecular function (GO): G protein-coupled receptor activity; olfactory receptor activity
Source: RefSeq, a predicted model, not a curated record